This is a messenger RNA of Didymodactylos carnosus, 2253 nucleotides long. Lineage: Eukaryota; Metazoa; Rotifera; Eurotatoria; Philodinida; Philodinidae. The record is from the annotation of a GenBank genome assembly.
AUGGACACACAAAAUAAUAAUUAUGGUAGUAGUCGUAAUAGUAACGCAUAUAUUAAUAAUAAUGAUUUAUUAGUGGAUAUACAAAGUAGAUUCUCUGCUAUUGAAGAAUCGCCAUAUGAAGAAGUGGCAGCUAAUGUAUUAAAUACUGAUGAUAAAACAUUACCAUGUUUAACAUUCCGUUCGUUUUUACUGGGUAUUGUAUUUGUAAUUAUUCUUAGCUUUAUUAAUCAAUUCUUUUUAUUUCGAACGAAUCCAGUUGUCGUCACAUCAACUAUAGUGCAGAUUUUGUCAUAUCCAUUGGGAAAGUUAAUGGCAAGAACAUUAACAACUCGUUCACUUCAUAUAACAAAGAAAAUAACAUUUACAUUAAAUCCAGGUCCUUUCAAUAUAAAAGAGCAUACAGUAAUCACAAUAAUGAGUAGCAGUUCAGUACCAUACACAAUUUAUCUCAUUACACUUGCGAGACAUUUUUAUCAGUUUGACAUGUCACAUUUAGUUGGAAUAUGUCUUGUUUUAUCAUCCCAGAUGAUGGGUUAUUCCUUAGCUGGUAUUAUGCGGAGAUUUCUUAUUUGGCCUAGUUCAAUGAUCUGGCCAACCACAUUAGUGACUAGUGCAUUUCUACGUAUACUCCAUGAAACUAAAGAUGAUGAGAAAGAGUCCAAUUUAUCUAAAUGGACUUUAACGCGUUUGAGAUGGUUUUUAUAUAUAUCACUGAUAUCUUUUUGUUAUUAUUGGUUACCAGGUUAUAUAUUUCCGUUUCUAUCAACAUUUUCAAUUGUUUGUUUGAUUAAACCUAAGAAUUUACUUUUCUCACAAGUAACCGGUAAUAACGGUCUUGGUUUAGGUACAUUUCGUUUAGACUGGAUAGCAAUAACAGCGUUUCUUGGUUCACCUAUUAUUGUUCCCUGGAUAGCUCAAUUAAAUACAAUAAUAGGAUUUCUUAUAUCCGGCUGGUUAAUAAUACCAAUUGGUUAUUAUAAAAAUAUAUGGAAUUCAAAACUUUUUCCUAUUGGUACAACGCAGUUGUAUCGCGAAAAUGGUGAUAAGUAUAAUAUUACAGAAAUAUUAUUAUCAAAUGGCUUAUAUUUAAAUCAAACAGCUUAUGAACACUAUGGUUAUGUUCGAUUGGCAUUUUUGUUUGCUUUAAGUUACGGGAUAGCAUUUGCUGUAAUACCAGCAACCGUUGUCCAUAUAAUAAUCUUUCAUGGUAAACAAAUAUUGCACCAAAUGACAACAUCAGUCGAUGUUGAAAUGAGUGAUAUACACGGAAAAUUAAUGUCCAAAUAUCGAGAAGUUCCCGAAUGGUGGUAUGCAGUUGUGCUUUGUCUAACAUUUUUUGUUUCAUCAUUACUGUGUCAUUAUGGUAAACUGAUGAUAUGGUAUUAUUUAUUUUUAUGUGUUGUUCUUGUAUUUUUCACUUUAUUACCAAUUGGAAUUAUAGCUGCACAAACUAAUCAAGUUAUAGCAUUCAAUAUUAUAUCACAACUUGUUGCCGGCUUUAUAAUGACAGGUGAUGUAAUGGGUGUGGCAACAUUCAAAUCUUAUGGUGUUGAAAUGAAAACAACAGCUAUUGUUUUCUUGACAAACUUAAAACUGGGACAUUACAUGAAAAUUCCACCGCGUAUAACAUUUUCUAUUCAGUUUCUAUCAACAUUCAUCUCAUGUGUUGUCGCAUACAUAACAGCAACAUAUCUUCUUGGUCAUAUUGAUGGUAUUUGUUCAUCUAACAGUUUAAAUUGGUCAUGUCCAAAUCCGAAUUUAUUUUAUUCAGCAUCAGUCAUAUGGGGUCUUGUAGGACCUAAACGCAUGUUUGUAACGAAUAAUAUCUCUUAUUAUCAUCUUUUAUGGUUUUUUUUAAUUGGUGCAUUUCUUCCGUUUCUGCUUUGGUUACUAAUGAAAUUCUCACCUUCAAGACUGAAACUCUACCUAUCUCUUAUACAUGUUCCAGUUAUAUUCACUGUACUCACAAAUAUAGCAACAGCAAAAUUAAGUGAUUAUCCCUCAUGGAUUAUUGUUGGCUGUUUAUUCACGUUAAUAUUACGUAAAUAUGCAAGUGAAUGGUGGAAACAUUAUGCAUUUGUAACAUCCGCAGCAUUAGAUUGUGGUACAGCCGUGUCAUCAUUGAUCAUUUUUUUUAUCUUUAAUAAUCAAAAUAUAAUGUUUCCACAAUGGUGGGGACUUGGUGGAUCAACCGGAGAUGGUUGUCCGUUGUCCAAUGCUAAUUAUUUUGGAAAUAUUUCAAGAUAUAAAUAA